AUGACGUCGCCUGCCUGGCUGUCCGACUACUCCACCGCCCUGCGUGCUCGCGACCUCCGCGAGAAAGCGCAAGAGGCCCACAUCAACGCUUACACCAAGCUCGCCGACCGCACCGCCCGCCUCGAAGCCGAGCGCCUCUCCGCACCCCCACCACUACCCUCCCCAACAACCGCCAAACCCACCACCACCAACAAACCCAGCCCCUCCCGCUUCGGCCGCUCCAGCCCCGCCUCCACCUCUGCCGACCCAGACCCUGCCCCCACCACCGACGCCCUCUCCCGCCUCCGCGCCGACCUCGCCGCCACGCAGACCUCGCGCGCUAGCCUCUCCACACAACUCGCCUCCGCAACCGAAGCCCUGGCCGCGCUGAAGACGCGCGCAGCGCGCGACGAGAAGGGGCUGGCGGAAGCGCGGGCGCGCGUGGCGGCGCUGGAGCGCAAGCUGCGGGACCGGGAGAGCGAGAUCAAGGGCAAAGCGCGGCUGGUCGAGGACGUGCAGGACGAGUUGGUGAGCGUGAAUCUGCAGCUGAAUAUGGCGGAGCAGCGGAGCGAGGAGCUGGAGCGCGAGAAUAAGGAGCUGGUGGAUCGGUGGAUGAAGUAUAAGCGGGAGGAGGCGGAGAGGAUGAAUACGCAGUCGAAUUGGCGGUAA
Messenger RNA from Lasiodiplodia theobromae, 648 nucleotides. Its product is annotated as Autophagy protein. The coding region runs from base 1 to 648 and encodes 215 amino acids. NCBI's taxonomy places the organism in Eukaryota, Fungi, Ascomycota, Dothideomycetes, Botryosphaeriales, Botryosphaeriaceae. Gene Ontology annotation, biological process: autophagosome assembly. Gene Ontology annotation, cellular component: autophagosome membrane. The record is from RefSeq and is a predicted model, not a curated record. The transcript has 2 exons.